CCUCAGCCUCCUCGCGGAGCGCGAGCGCCUGAGGCCAGUUCGGGGGAUGUGAGAGCAGAAGGCCCUCGGCUGCCAGGCACCGAGUCGGGUCAGGAUUUGCCAGCCGGGCCCCGGCUCCAGCCCUGCAAGCUCGGGACGCACCCUAGCGACCCAGGCCCGACAGCGAGUUCGGGCGGGACGGCGGCCGCCGCACGCCCAGACUCGGCUUCGCUGCGCGCCCAGAAGAUGAAUCCGGCCUCGGCGCCCCCUCCGCUCCCGCCACCCGGGCAGCAAGUGAUCCACGUCACUCAAGACCUAGACACGGACCUCGAAGCCCUCUUCAACUCGGUGAUGAACCCCAAGCCCAGCUCGUGGCGGAAGAAGAUCCUGCCCGAGUCGUUCUUCAAGGAGCCUGACUCCGGCUCGCACUCGCGCCAGUCGAGCACCGACUCGUCCGGUGGUCACCCGGGGCCCCGACUGGCCGGCGGCGCCCAGCACGUCCGCUCGCACUCGUCGCCCGCGUCUCUGCAGCUGGGCACCGGCGCGGGCGCUGCGGGCAGCCCGGCGCAGCAGCACGCGCACCUCCGACAGCAGUCCUACGACGUGACCGACGAGCUGCCGCUGCCCCCAGGCUGGGAGAUGACCUUCACGGCCACUGGCCAGAGGUACUUCCUCAAUCACAUAGAAAAAAUCACCACAUGGCAAGACCCUAGGAAGGCGAUGAAUCAGCCCCUGAAUCAUAUGAACCUCCACCCAGCUGCCACUUCCACACCAGCGCCCCAGAGGUCCAUGGCCGUGUCUCAGCCGAAUCUCGUGAUGAAUCACCAGCACCAGCAGCAGAUGGCACCCAGUUCCCUGAGCCAGCAGAGUCACCCUCCUCAGAACCCACCAGCAGGGCUCAUGAGUAUGCCCAACGCGCUGACCACACAGCAGCAGCAGCAGCAGAAGCUUCGGCUUCAGAGGAUCCAGAUGGAGAGAGAGAGAAUUAGGAUGCGUCAAGAGGAGCUCAUGAGGCAGGAAGCCGCCCUCUGUAGACAGCUCCCCAUGGAAGCCGAGACUAUAGCCACGGUUCAGGCUGCUGUCAACCCACCCGCCAUGACUCCAGACAUGAGAUCCAUCACUAAUAAUAGCUCGGAUCCUUUCCUCAAUGGGGGGCCAUAUCAUUCAAGGGAGCAGAGCACCGACAGCGGCCUGGGAUUAGGGUGCUACAGUGUCCCAACGACUCCGGAGGACUUCCUCAGCAACGUGGAUGAGAUGGACACAGGAGAAAAUGCAGGACAGGCACCCAUGAACAUCAACCCUCAGCAGACCCGUUUCCCUGAUUUUCUUGACUGUCUUCCGGGAACUAAUGUUGAUCUAGGAACUUUGGAAUCUGAAGAUCUGAUCCCCCUCUUCAAUGAUGUAGAAUCUGCUCUGAACAAAAGCGAGCCUUUUCUAACCUGGCUGUAAUCAGUACCAUUGUAGCUUGGAUGCAGCCGUGACCUGACAUUUCCUGGGCCUCUUGGAAAAAGCGAUGGAGCAGAGCAAGUCUGCAGGUGUGCCGCUUACUGCCUCCGUGACGCAUGCUCCCUCCUUUCCUUGUGGCCAGUUUAAUCAUUGCCUGGAGUUGAUUGACAGUAACGUAAGUUAAACAUAAAUAAACAUUCUAUUUUCAUCUUCUGCAAGCCUACCUUCCUGUGAUGGGUUAUGCAGAAUUGUUUCAGCAGAACUGAUUACACAGAAUUGCUUCUCUGCUUGCCUUUCUGCUGCCCCAUAACUAAGCUUUAUGGGUGUUAGCUGAAAUUUAUACAUCAAUUGAUUAUAAACCAUGAAAAGCUGACCACAGGCAGUGACUUCUGACAGGCGGCUCGGUCCAGGAAAUGUACACAAAAUUCAACCUGAUUUACAGUUUCGAAAACUGUAUUGAUGACAUUAGUACCAAAUGCUUUAAAAAAUAUUUAACUUGAGCUUUAAAAAUCAUUGUACAGAUAGUAAAAUUCUGCUGUUUGGAAUACAAUGUAGUCUGGGAUCCA
This is a messenger RNA of Lipotes vexillifer (Yangtze River dolphin), 1991 nucleotides long. RefSeq names its product WW domain containing transcription regulator 1 (gene WWTR1). Gene Ontology annotation, biological process: positive regulation of transcription by RNA polymerase II; hippo signaling. Gene Ontology annotation, cellular component: nucleus; cytoplasm. Bases 226 to 1428 code for a protein of 400 amino acids. Lineage: Eukaryota; Metazoa; Chordata; Mammalia; Artiodactyla; Lipotidae. Gene Ontology annotation, molecular function: transcription coactivator activity; protein binding. The transcript is spliced from 7 exons. The record is from RefSeq and is a predicted model, not a curated record.